Nanorana parkeri is the source of this 1483-nucleotide messenger RNA. RefSeq names its product dopamine receptor D2 (gene DRD2). Lineage: Eukaryota; Metazoa; Chordata; Amphibia; Anura; Dicroglossidae. The transcript is spliced from 8 exons. The record is from RefSeq and is a predicted model, not a curated record. Gene Ontology annotation, biological process: adenylate cyclase-inhibiting dopamine receptor signaling pathway; adenylate cyclase-activating adrenergic receptor signaling pathway. The coding region runs from base 8 to 1336 and encodes 442 amino acids. Gene Ontology annotation, cellular component: glutamatergic synapse; presynaptic membrane. Gene Ontology annotation, molecular function: dopamine neurotransmitter receptor activity, coupled via Gi/Go; G protein-coupled receptor activity.
UACCUUCAUGGAUCUAAGGAAUUUGUCCAUGUACAAUGAUGAAUUCAACAAUGGCACCAAUGGAACAGACAUUGGACAGAAGACAGAAUACAAUUAUUAUGCCAUGCUACUUACUCUCCUUAUCUUUGUCAUUGUCUUUGGAAAUGUUUUGGUAUGCAUGGCUGUUUCCCGGGAAAAAGCUUUACAGACCACCACCAAUUACCUAAUAGUCAGCCUUGCCGUAGCUGACCUUUUGGUGGCUACCCUGGUGAUGCCUUGGGUUGUUUAUUUGGAGGUGGUUGGCGAGUGGCGGUUUAGUCGGAUCCACUGUGAUAUCUUUGUCACCCUUGAUGUUAUGAUGUGUACAGCAAGUAUCCUUAAUCUCUGUGCCAUCAGCAUUGACAGGUAUACAGCAGUGGCAAUGCCGAUGCUAUACAAUACUCGCUACAGUUCCAAACGAAGAGUGACUGUCAUGAUUACAGUGGUUUGGGUCCUGUCAUUUGCAAUCUCUUGCCCCCUCUUAUUUGGACUCAAUAACACAGCAUCCAAUGAGUGCCUCAUUGAAAACCCUGCAUUUGUCAUCUACUCCUCUGUUGUAUCCUUCUAUGUCCCCUUUAUUGUCACACUCCUGGUAUAUGUCCAGAUUUAUAUAGUUCUGCAAAAGCGAAGAAAGAGGGUAAACACCAAGCGCAACAGUCGUGGAGUGGAGACGAAUGCCAUCAAGGACAAAUGCACUCAUCCAGAAGAUGUGAAGCUGUGCGCUGUCUUUGUUAAAUCCAACGGGAGUUUCCCAGCUAAUAAAAAGAAAGUGGUAAUAACACAAGAGACUGGAAACCACCCAGAAGAAAUGGAGAUGGAAAUGAUGUCAAGUACAUCACCACCAGAAAAGACAAAACACAAAUCAGCUUCCCCAGACCACCAACAUCUGGCUGUGCCAGCAACAUCAAAUCAGUUAAACAGUACUAACCUUGCCUCUCCAGCAGGCAGCCCUUGCAAGGCUGAGAAGAAUGGGCACCCUACAGAUAGUGCAAAGCCUGCCAAGGCCUUUGAAAUUCAGUCAAUGCCCAAUGGAAAAACAAGGACAUCUCUAAAAACUAUGAGCAAAAGGAAACUUUCCCAGCAAAAAGAAAAGAAAGCCACACAGAUGUUAGCCAUUGUGCUUGGCGUCUUCAUAGUGUGCUGGUUUCCCUUCUUUAUAACCCAUAUCCUAAAUAUGCACUGCAACUGCAAGAUACCACCAGCUUUGUACAAUGCUUUCACAUGGCUUGGUUAUGUUAACAGUGCAGUUAAUCCUAUUAUUUACACCACAUUCAAUGUGGAAUUCCGAAAGGCCUUCAUAAAAAUACUGCACUGCUAGAACAGUUAACAGGCUGCUUCACAUGGAGAACAAAAGCAGAAAAUAACUGAAAAGGAAACAGAGCCCUGUGAAUUCUGGCCAGAAAAUCCCUUUUAUGGGAGGGGAACAUACAGUCACACUCAUGUGAACCUGUAUUAGCCAUGAUCU